GAUAUUUUGGAUCCUUGAUAUCUGUUUUAUAAAACGAAUAAAUUUGUAAAAUGGCCAAAAAAACAUACGACUUGUUAUUCAAACUGCUUCUCAUCGGUGACUCCGGAGUUGGAAAAACGUGCAUAUUGUUUAGGUUCUCAGAUAACCACUUCACAACGACUUUUAUUUCGACGAUAGGUAUCGACUUCAAAAUAAAGACAGUGGAAUUAAGGGGUAAGAAAAUAAAGCUCCAGAUAUGGGACACUGCUGGGCAGGAGCGUUUCCACACCAUCACGACGUCGUAUUACCGCGGCGCUAUGGGCAUCAUGCUCGUAUACGACAUAACAAAUGAAAAAACAUUUGAUGAUAUCGUUAAAUGGUUACGAAAUAUAGACGAGCAUGCAAACGAGGAUGUGGAAAAGAUGAUACUUGGCAAUAAAUGUGAUAUGGAGGAGAAACGUGUUGUCAGCAAGGAGCGCGGUGAAGCAAUAGCCCGCGAGCACGGCAUCCGCUUCAUGGAGACGUCGGCUAAAGCGAACAUAAAUAUAGACAGAGCUUUCUCGGAACUAGCGGAGGCUAUACUCGACAAGACGGCGGGGCGCGAGGCAGACGCCGACCACUCCCGCAUCGCGGUCGAGCGCCGCCCCUCCCGCGCCCCGCCCUCGCGCGCCUGCUGCACAUAGGCACGCACUCGUCAGCACCCACUCGUCAGCACUCACUCGUCAGCACUCACUCGUCAGCAAGAACAAUGG
Molecule: messenger RNA, 731 nt
Organism: Bombyx mori (domestic silkworm)
Lineage: Eukaryota; Metazoa; Arthropoda; Insecta; Lepidoptera; Bombycidae
Gene: Rab10
Product: small GTP-binding protein Rab10
Biological process (GO): cellular response to insulin stimulus
Cellular component (GO): insulin-responsive compartment; Golgi apparatus; recycling endosome
Molecular function (GO): GTP binding; GTPase activity
Source: RefSeq, marked provisional